AUGAAAAAGCUAAAAAGUGAGAGAAGGGCAACUAAUUAUCCAUACUAUAACAUACUUAAGCGUAUUGCCCCCAACACAUGGGGUAAAUAUGGGAGUUCGAAUGACAUCCGCUCUGUUUUGGAUUCUUCUUUAAACUCCAAGGUUAUUUUGGUUGAUGGUCCGGCUGCUGCAGUAAAUCACGUAACAAUUCCAAGUCUCUCAAAGUCCAGGCUACAGCUGACUGAACGAUAUCUUUAUUUGAUAAUUAAACCAAUUUGUCACAAACCAUUUUUGUUGAGAAUUGACUGUAAGACAGAUAAAGGUGUUAUUUUUCGGAUAACACUAUCGAAUGCUUUGAAGCAGACAAAAAUUUCAAACUUAUCUUUGUACCUUCCACUGUCAUCACUCAAUGUUUCACCUGAUGAUAGCGAGCGAAAGUGGUGUAUCUUGCGUUUGAAUCUUUAUGAGAUUAUUAGUGAAUACUCUGAUUAUCGCUAUCACAGUCUUAGUCGCUUGCAAAUUUGUUGCAGUUUAUUUUUGUAUGCUGCAUUUACAUCAGAUAACGAAUAUUCACCGUUUGUUCCAAGAAGGAAUGUAACUCAAAAGUAUACGGGAGAGGCUUUUCUUCCAGUUCCAAACGAAUUUUGGCCAUCUAACUAUUCCGAAAAUUUAUCCAGUCUAUUUGACCUUGUUAUGGUGCCAGAAAAUACAAGUGAUGAUACGUGUUCGAAAACUUCAGAGAAAACUGGCUUGUCAUCGGAUAAGCAGGAUAAGAUACUAGAUGGGUCAAUCCAUUCGCCAGUUCCGGAAAUAAUCGAGAAAAAUGAGACGUUUGUAAAGCCUGCUGAUAAGGAAAUCCUGAAAAUGUCAACAGAAUGUGAAAACAACCUUAAGAAUGACGGCGACUUACAGUCGCCAGAUAGUGAUGUCAUAUCCACGGGAAUAACUUCUCAAGAAGAUGCUGAAACCAAUCUGAAUAAUAAUGUUUUAGAUUUGGUAUACGCAGCAUCAUGUCCGUCAUAUUGUAAUAGUAUAAUUAUCACACAGAAUGGUCGAGUGAUUAUUUUCCCUUGUGCGGCAUUCAUUAUUGUUAUGGAGAUUGCUAGUAAACAGCAGUGUUUUUUAGAAGGUCAUACAGCUGAAAUAGUCAGUAUAUGUCAAGAUACAGAUGGCAGACUUAUUGGUUCAUGUCAGUCGCCAAUAUUCGACCAAACCAAUUCAUGUUUUGGUAUUGUUCAUGUAUGGCGUAUGCCUAAUGCACCUUAUUCAUCGAAACGUAUCGAGUAUCCAUUAGGCGUUGGAAGAAUUCAUAAUAUUCAGUCAUUUAAAGGUGUAUGCAUUUCAGAGAGAGGUGAAUUUUUAAUUACCUAUGGAUUGGAUAUUCGUUUACGUGGUCUGGUAGCUAUAUGGGAUUUACGAAACUUAUUUCAAAGUAGUGCAUUACCACUGCUAGCACGUUCAACAAUUGACAGCAAUCCAGUCUCCUUAUGCCUUUUACCUAAUGGAUUCAAUGAAAAUGAUACCUCAGAUUCAUCUAUUCGUUUUGCUACAGUUUCUGGAAGAAAUCCACAGAAUGAAACUAUUAUAGAUUCAAAUAAAUAUCAAUGUUGUAAAAAGAAAACAUUUAGUGAAAUUCGAUUAUGGCGCUUUAAAUAUCCAUCAAUAAAACAAGGAUUAAUUAAAGAGUUUAAUGAUAUAACAAUAAAAAAUAAAUAUCAUUUGUCUUCGUCACCGAUUCCAUUAACUGUACUGCUUAAUUCAUCUUUUCGUCAUUCAUUAAACUUUAUAAGUUGUUGUAUUAAAUGUCAAAUAUUGAAAUCUGAUCAAUUGAACAGUGGUGAGCUGAAUUAUUCCUUAUUAGUUGGUUCAUCAACAGGACAUAUUUUGGAGAUCGAUCCGAAUCUCUUCUGUAUUUCAAAUGUGUAUCAAUUAACUAGAAAUUCCCAAGAAUAUGAUUCAAACACAGUUGAUUUACAACUUUUAGCCUCUAGAGAAUUUAUCAAUGAUCAAUGGAUUUUAAACUUUCAAAAUAAAUUGAAUAAUUCAAAAGGGAAUCUUAUCCCAAUUACUUCACUUCAUUGGAUAUAUCCUGGAGGCAAUUUUUCAUUAGGCUGGUUAGCUAUAUGUACACAAGAUGGUUGUAUUAUUUUAUGGGACCUAGCGAAUUCAACAGAUCCAGUUAUACUUUCAGUCAAAUAUCCAUCAAUCAUUUCUGCUGUUCAUUCAUGUUGGAAGAGUGAAGUUGGUGAGGCUGGUAAAUCUCUGCAUCAAGUUUUCAUUGCUAUAGCAACCUGUUCUGGAGGUCUUGCUUGUCUUGAUUUAGAUUUUAAGUAUAAUAUUCAGAAAAAUGUUAUUACUGCUGAUAAAUUAGAAACAAUGAAUGAAUUUACGCUGAUUAAAUGCACUCCUAGACGCCUUUUAUCAUGGCAAGCUUACAGUGCUGUGAUAGCUGCUGAUAUGAUUCAGUCGGAUAAAGUAGGAUCACAGUGUGUGUUAGCUACUUUAAGCGCUGAUGGGAUUCUUAGAAUUCGAAAUAUUUCAUCAUCUUCGUCUUCAAUCAGUCAACAUGAAGCUAAUAAUAACAGUAAUAAUAAAAAUGUACCCAAAAUGCCGGGUAUUCUUGAAGAUUCUAAUACUGCUGAAUUGACGGAGGAUCCAUUAAUCGACUUGGUUAUACCCGAUGAGAUACCAUCACACAUUGUUAUUCAACCAAGAUUAGAUUGGUCAAAGUCAACAGUUAUCAACAACGGAAAUGAUCAAAUCUCUUGGUUACGUAUUGUGUGCGGUUAUCCUGGCAGUGGAUUGAUUCGUGUUUUUUCUCCGUCAAAUACUAAAAUGCUUAAAGAAUUAGAUUUCCAUAAAGGUUAUGAUAUAACAGCACUGAUGUUUUCACCCUGUGGUAAUUAUCUAUACACAUCGGAUAGUUCAGGACAACUAGCCGCCUGGAGAAUAAUAGUGAAUAAUGAUGCAGAAAAUUCCUGCGAAAUUCUAUUGAUGAAUUCAUUAAACCAUCAUAUUUGUAUAUUUAAAAGCAUGCAACCUAUGAUUAUGAAAGAAGAUAAUAACAGUAUCAAAUUAUCGGAAACUAAACAAAGUAUUAUUACUAUAUGUUCAAAAGGUUUGUAUAUUGCCUAUAUGGGACCACAAGUAGGCAAUGUUACAAUUGCUGAAGCAGUGAACCUGUCAACUGUUGUACAAAUUGAUUUAUUUCAUUUAAUAUCAAAGUAUUUCCAAAAAGAUGAUUCAACUGUCAAAUAUAAUGAUACCAGUUAUUUUAUGAAAUCAUUGCAUUAUAUUCAAUUCAUUCGACAAGUUAAUAAUAAUUCAAAUAAAAAGAAUUCUUGCUUACUAUUUGUUUGUACAUCACGUGGUCACUUAUUCAAAUUCACUAUACCUAGUGGAAAAUUAAUCAGUUGUGCAGAAUUUCCCAUUGUUUCUCAAUCAACAAACUCAGAGAUUUAUAUCAGUGCAAUGAAAAUUAAUCCUAAUAGUGGACAUACCUUACUAUUAUCUGAAACAUCUAGUCCAUUUAUCUACAUUGCAUCAACUAAUUUAUAUCCUUUGCAUGAAUCCCAAAAAAAUAAUCACAAUGAUGGUGUAUUCGAUCGAAGCAUAAUUAUUUAUCAAAAGUUUAUUGGACAUAUUUAUCCAGUUGACAAAUUUUAUUUUACAUUUGAUGAGAAAUAUUGUAUCAGUAUAGACAGAGGUUAUUGGAAUAAUAAUAAUAAUAAUGAUCAGUUGUAUACUACUAACAAACAGAUGAAAGCAAGUAGUAUAUUCUUCUGGAAAUUUCAAGAAAUUCAACCAGUAUGUGAAUCAAAAGGAGAAGAGUAUUUGAUUGAAGAAAAUUUGAAGAUUGAUAACUCUCAGAGUAUAGUACAAGUACCAACUUCAGUUCAACCACCAUAUCAGUCAUCGGAGUGUGAGAAUAAACUGUCCUUACCUCCAUUAACUCCAACUCUAGAUAGUCAGUGUAUUGAAACAUGCAGUGAAAAAUCAAUUUUGAAUAAUGUGGAUUCAAAUAAAACAAAUGAUGACAAUUGUGAAACGUAUAAACAGAACACUCUACAAGAUGACCAUCCUCCUUUAUGCCAUAGACAUUGGACUGUUUUUACUGAUAAUCAACCAAUAUCUGGCGAAGUGAAUAUCAAUAUGAUUAAUGAAUUGAAAUUUGCUCCAAUUGGUGAAGAAUUGUUAAAAGGUUCAAUUGGAUUUGGUUGUUUUAAUCAUAUGAUUGAUAAUUUAAUAUGGGAUUCAGAUACUGGACUGUUUAUUUACACAUAUGAGUCUUUACUGAUAUUUGAAGAAUUAGAAACUGGUUUACAAUCAGCCUACCGUUCCGUGAUAAAUCAUAGUUCAGAAUAUAACAAAGUGUUUCAUGGAGAAAUAUUAAAUUCAUUGGCGUUAAUCCCGAACAAAUCAGUAUUAGCAAUUGGUUCAACAAGUUAUUGGCAUCUUUCUGAGAAAAAAUCCAGUUGUCCUGACAUAAUUUCCACACUAAUAACUAUACCAAUUAAAUUCAAUCAAUAUUCAAAAUAUUCUACUUCACUGACAUCUUUACCAAUAUUGAAAUGUGAUUUAUCCAAACGAUUUUUAUUACCAAUCAAUAAUCAAACAAUCAAAUCAUAUUCUGCUAUGGAAGAUAAUAAUACUCUUCUCUAUGGUAUUUUAUUAACAAUGUCAUUUACAAUGGAUUCACGAUAUCUUAUCACUAUUGAAGAUUAUCAUACUAAUGGAUUAAAAUUAUGGUCAACCUAUGAUUGGACUAUUCUCUCCUCAGUAUAUAUGGAUGGUUAUUGCAAUCAGAUCUUAUGCUCUCCAUUAUUCGCUAAUGAGUUUAUCACAAUCGGUGGUCAUCUGAAUCAUGCUGAUGACAAUGGUGUAAAGUCAAUGCAUCGUGAAAGUCUUAUUCUCUUUUGGAAGAUUGACAUUAAACACUCCAGAUAUACUGCUGAUUAUCAAAACAGUUAUACUAGUAAUGUGAUGAAUUCAGAUAAACCGCUUACAUGUAUCAAAGGAAUCACAUCUCUACAGGAUAAAGCCAGAUUUGUUCAGAAUACAGAAUAUUGUUCUGCAACCUAUAUGAAAAUCCCUAAUAAACUUGAUUAUUAUUAUACUACUAUGCCGAAAAUGAUCUUAUUACUACUGGUUGCAGAUAACUUUGGUCAGCUAACUGUAUGGGAUGUCAACAGUCAUGCUUGUAUUUAUAACUUUUCUGCUGAAUGCAAUGAAAUAAGUGUGAUAUCCUCUUGUGGUCCGUAUGGUUUUGUUACAGGCAGCACAAAUGGUCUGUUACACCAAUGGCGUUUAGACUUGGAAUUUUCCAGCAGUGACCACAUUUCAAUGCAUCAUCAUAAUUCACUUAUCAUCAAAAGUAAUUCUAAUAGUUAUUAUAAUGGUGGGAUUAAAAAUGUCAACGUCAAAUUAAUGAAAUCAAUACAUUAUUCUGCUCAAACAGGUUUUCUAUCAGCUUGCUUCGACUUAGAAGGACAAAUUGGUGUAGUCAGUACGAAUGACUGCAAUUUAUGGUAUGUGGAUUGGUCUGAAGUUGAAGGAAACGCCAGUUGUUGUCGUACUUCGGAGGUAGAGACUUCCCUUUCAGAAACACCGACUGGUAUAACUGUUUUAUCCUCUGGACAUAAAACACAAAUCACAGGUUUAGUUUGGUGGCCAAAACGCGAUCAACAAUUUGUCAAUACCAAUGAAAAUAAUGACCAAUUGUCUACUUCAUCAACCAAUAGCAAUGAUAUAAUUGUCACAUGUUCUUUGGAUGGAAGUGUACGUCUUUGGAAUUCUGAGACACGUCAAUUAUUAUCUGAACUACAAGUUAACGAAUCAGUUAAUACUUCCAAUAAGUCUAUUGGUGCAGUGAAUUUAUGUAUAUUAAAUUAUCCCGGUGUAAAAUGUUCUGGUUCACUGAUGUGUUCAGAUGGAAUGACAAUAAUUAGUGAAGAUGAGAGAAGUAAAUCAUCACCUGGAUGUUUAGCUGUUGCUUAUACCGAUACAAGUGUACGAUUAUUCUGCUUGCAUAAGAUGUGUAUAAUCAGUGAAUGUGAAUCAAUAUUUCCACGUCAAACUGAUCAGAUAACAGUUCUAAGCUUUUGUAGUCCAUAUUAUUUAAUUGUUGGCACUAGAAAUGGUCUACUCAUCCUCUUAUCACUUGCGAAUGAUAACAGAAGUGAUCUCAUUGAAGGCGAGAAACCACAACCAAUAUUAAUAAAACGCAUAAUGAAAGAUCAUCUAUUAUCGAAUCAAAUCUCGAUGCCUAUUCAUUGUAUAGAUACAUAUGAACAAGCUUUAUCAUAUGAUUAUUAUUUAAAUAAAUUACAAGAGAAAACAUUUAUUAAUAAUGGAAGUUUAAAGAGGAAUUCGCAUAAUUUAGAUGGAGUUGAAGAUAAACAAUCUGAGUCAUGGAUAUGCCUUGCUAUUGGUGGGGGAAAUCGUUUGAGUGUAUGGAAUCUAUCAAUUUGUUCAGAUACAUAUCAUAAUCCAUUACGAUUUUACUUGAUUGGUUGGUUGCCAUUGGAAUCAUUGCAAUGGAUUAACGACAUCAGCACUAAUGGCGAUAUUAACAAUAUUACUACUAAUAAUAAUAGUAAUGAAAUGGAAGCCAAUGAGUAUUCCUUUCACGCAAUGUUUUUACCAACACAUAAUUUAAAAGAUACGUUGGAGUUAGCGAAGAAUGACAGAAACCAUCAAGAGAUAUUUGAAAAGCAUAAACAUCCCCACAUAUUGAUUUAUGGAUCACGCACUUCUAAUGACAAAACAUGCCUAUGGAUAUAUUCCCUGGACAACUUGGUUAAAAAUCGAUCUACACCACAACCAUGGUUACAUAUACCUGGAAGAGUAGAAUUCAUUAAUCCUGUAUUUAUACACCAAUCUUCUGAUACUGUUAAUUCCAUAGAUAAAAAGUCAUCAUCACUAUGUCUAUAUAUGAUUGUAUUAAUGAGAACACAGCAACACCGUACUGAAAUACAUAUUUCAAAAUUUUAUUCAUCAAAUGGUUUACACAGUAGAUGGAGAAAACUAACUGGACCACAAAGUGUACCUAUCAGUAGUCAUUUAAGGCAUAGGAAUUCUGUAAAUACUCUUCCUGUAUUAAGAACAAUUGUUCAAUCAGAAAAAGGUAAAAUAUGCAUAGCUGCAGCUUAUGGUAGAGAACUGUUGAUAUGGGAAGAGUCAGAUAAUUUGGAAAUCUCUUCUUUAAAUAAUUAA
Molecule: messenger RNA, 7194 nt
Organism: Trichobilharzia szidati
Lineage: Eukaryota; Metazoa; Platyhelminthes; Trematoda; Strigeidida; Schistosomatidae
Source: the annotation of a GenBank genome assembly